AUGUUCAUGUGGGCCCCGGUGGCCCAGAAGACUAAUGGCCUCCUGGCUUGUAUCAGGAACAGUGUGGCCGGCAGGAUGAGGGAAGGGAUUGUCCCCCUGUACUCGGUGCUGGUGAGGCUGCAACUCCAAUACCUUGUUCAGUUUUGGGCUCCUCACUACACAAAGGACAUUGAGGAGCUGGAGCAUGCCCAAAGGAGGGCAAUGAAGCUGGUGCAGGGGCUGGAGCAGCUAAGGGAGCUGGAGUUAUUCAGUGUGGAGAAGAGGAGGCUCAGGGGAGACCUUAUUGCUCUCUGCAACUACGUGAAAGGAGUUUGCAGUGAAGUGGGGGUAGCGCCAUGGCGGCUGGCGGCGGCGGGCGGCGCUGCUGCCGCUGCAGCCACCGCUGCUUGUGCCUUUGCAGAUGUGAAGGGGCGGCCGCGCGAGGACUUCUGCGUGCUGCAGCACUCCAACAGAAUUUGUGUCAUCACCUUGGCAGAAGCGCAUCCUCUUCUUCAGAAUGGAAAAGCAAUUAAAAGCAUUAAUUACCAAAUCAGUGCCAACUGCAGCAGACUACAAAAUAAGGUCUCUGGGAAGUCAAAAAGGGGAGCUCAGUUUUUAACAGAAUUUGCCCCUCUGUGCAGGAUAUCCUCCUCCGAUGGAGAAGAGUACACCAUUUAUAGCUGUAUACGAGGGCGACUGAUAGAAGUGAAUGAAAACAUUCUUAAUAACCCAGCUCUUCUGCAAGAGAAGCCAUCAACUGAAGGAUACAUAGCAGUGGUUCUACCCAAAUUUGAAGAAAGCAAGAGUAUAACUCAAGGACUUCUGACACAGAAGGAGUACGAAGAAGUUUUGUUGAAACGUCUUAAUUCUUCAUGAAUUUCAGUAUGUGGGUAUCAUCUGUAUUUGAUAGCAAAUAAACUGCUUGUACU
Molecule: messenger RNA, 908 nt
Organism: Nothoprocta perdicaria
Lineage: Eukaryota; Metazoa; Chordata; Aves; Tinamiformes; Tinamidae
Gene: ABITRAM
Product: family with sequence similarity 206 member A
Exons: 6
Coding region: 1-855 (284 amino acids)
Biological process (GO): regulation of filopodium assembly; dendrite morphogenesis; regulation of actin filament polymerization
Cellular component (GO): filopodium tip; lamellipodium; dendrite
Molecular function (GO): actin monomer binding; actin filament binding
Source: RefSeq, a predicted model, not a curated record